Messenger RNA from Pteronotus mesoamericanus, 1832 nucleotides. RefSeq names its product calponin 3 (gene CNN3). The transcript is spliced from 7 exons. Gene Ontology annotation, cellular component: actin cytoskeleton. NCBI's taxonomy places the organism in Eukaryota, Metazoa, Chordata, Mammalia, Chiroptera, Mormoopidae. The record is from RefSeq and is a predicted model, not a curated record. The coding region runs from base 161 to 1150 and encodes 329 amino acids. Gene Ontology annotation, biological process: actin filament organization; actomyosin structure organization. Gene Ontology annotation, molecular function: actin filament binding.
GGACUCCGGGGCGGGCCGGAGGCUCCGCGGGACCCAGUCGGACCGAGCUGCCCAGGGGAGCGAGCUCCAGGCGUCUGCGCGGCGGCCACUCCCGGGCCAGGAGCGCGAAGCCGAGUGCGAGACCGCGAGUCGAGCGCAGCCCCUCCGCGCCGCGACCACCAUGACCCACUUCAACAAGGGCCCUUCCUACGGGCUCUCGGCCGAGGUCAAGAACAAGAUCGCCUCCAAGUAUGACCACCAGGCGGAGGAGGACCUGCGCAGCUGGAUCGAGGAGGUGACCGGCAUGAGCAUCGGCCCCAACUUCCAGCUGGGCCUAAAGGACGGCAUCAUCCUCUGCGAACUCAUAAACAAGCUGCAGCCGGGCUCCGUGAGGAAGGUCAACGAGUCCUCCUUAAACUGGCCUCAGUUGGAGAACAUCGGCAACUUCAUUAAAGCCAUCCAGGCCUAUGGCAUGAAGCCCCACGACAUAUUCGAAGCAAACGAUCUUUUUGAGAAUGGAAACAUGACGCAGGUUCAGACGACGCUGGUGGCCCUGGCCGGUCUGGCUAAAACCAAAGGGUUCCACACCACCAUCGACCUCGGCGUGAAGUACGCGGAGAAACAGACUCGGCGCUUUGACGAAGGGAAGUUAAAAGCUGGCCAGAGUGUCAUUGGUUUGCAGAUGGGCACCAACAAGUGCGCCAGCCAGGCGGGCAUGACCGCCUACGGGACCAGGAGGCACCUGUACGACCCCAAAAUGCAAACGGACAAGCCUUUCGACCAGACCACAAUCAGCCUGCAGAUGGGCACCAACAAGGGGGCCAGCCAGGCGGGGAUGCUGGCACCGGGCACCAGGAGAGAUAUCUACGACCAGAAGCUCACCUUGCAGCCCGUGGACAACUCGACGAUUUCGCUGCAGAUGGGCACCAACAAAGUCGCCUCCCAGAAGGGGAUGAGUGUGUACGGGCUCGGGCGGCAGGUGUACGACCCCAAGUACUGCGCCGCCCCGACAGAACCUGUCAUUCACAACGGGAGCCAAGGGACAGGCACCAACGGCUCGGAGAUCAGCGACAGCGACUACCAGGCCGAGUACCCAGACGAGUACCACGGCGAGUACCAGGAUGACUACCCCCGCGACUACCAGUACGGCGACCAGGGCAUCGACUACUAGUCAGAGGGCCGCAGGCAGCCUGUCGCCCUAUGCAGCGAGAGCCACGCUAGCCUUGAGUCAUGUUUAUCUUGUCUUCCUGAAACUCUGUCAUGCUUGUUGUACCCGAAAGAAACACUGCCUUACGUACAUUCCCUCUCCCCCUGCCUCCGCCCUCCGCAGCCGCCUUCCCGCGCUGUAGCAGCCGAGCCCCCGCCUACCCAGUAACUCGUGAGUGAAGGAAAGAGGAAAACUGUGAAAGAGGCCUUCUCUUGUACAGCCCAGCCCUUUUCAUUACAGACCUGUGCAUCUGUACAAUCUUCUACUGAAGCCGGUGUUUUCGAACAAUAGGAAGCCCCUCCCCCCUUCUUUUCCUUCCUUCCAGCUUAGUGUCUGGUGUCCACGUGGAAGACUAAAUUCAUGCUUCUAGCUAAAGGCGGUGUCUGCCAACUAAAAUGAAGAUGCAGCGUUUUUAGAAAUUUACAUAUCGAUAUUUCUACAGUAUUGUUUGCUAAUUUUUAAAUAAAGUCAUGAUCCGUGUGCAUCUGUGAUCACGUGUGUGCUCAUUCUCUCACGUGAGCCGGCGAGGUCUCCUCCGAGGGGCGCCUCUCGGGGGCGUGGACGGACGCGGCCUGCGGGCGCGGGGCCUGGGCGGUGCGUGUGCCCUCCAUGUUUGUGCCAAUAUUUCAGUGUAGACUUGCUCUGU